Messenger RNA from Anopheles marshallii, 312 nucleotides. RefSeq names its product probable DNA-directed RNA polymerases I and III subunit RPAC2 (gene l(2)37Cg). Gene Ontology annotation, molecular function: DNA-directed RNA polymerase activity; DNA binding; protein dimerization activity. NCBI's taxonomy places the organism in Eukaryota, Metazoa, Arthropoda, Insecta, Diptera, Culicidae. The record is from RefSeq and is a predicted model, not a curated record. Gene Ontology annotation, biological process: DNA-templated transcription. The transcript has 3 exons. Gene Ontology annotation, cellular component: RNA polymerase I complex; RNA polymerase III complex. Bases 1 to 312 code for a protein of 103 amino acids.
AUGCCGAUAUUAGCUGAGCUUACAGGCGACGAGAAUACAAGCGAAAGUUCACGCACAUUUGUUUUCGAAAACGAAGGCCACACGUUGGGAAAUGUGCUUAAAAGCAUCAUCUGCAAGUACCCCGAUGUAAACUUUUGCGGCUACACGGUUCCACAUCCGGCAGAAAACAAAAUGCAUUUCCGCAUACAGGCUGCCAAGAACGUCCGAGCAAUUGAUGUCCUGCGACGUGGCCUGGAAGAUUUGGAACGCGUAUGUGACCAUACGAUAGAUACGUUCGAAGCAGCAAUAGCAUUGCAUCAGGAGGAAGCUUAA